UGGUGUUAUAAUUUUAAUACUUAACAGUUGAAAAUUGCCAAUGUUAAUCAAACUUUACGCAAUCCGUUUCGUUUGGUGGGUUUAUUUAUGGUCAAUUUUAUCCAUUGAAUUCAUCAAUACAACUAACGAAACUGAAUCGAAUCAGAUAUGUCAUUCACUUGCCAAGGAUGAGGAUGAAGCUCAAGGUACAAAUGAGCUGAACAUUUUGGCAGUAGGUUUAACUCGAAAGAAUUUUCUGCUUAUAACAAGAAAUUUUUAUGUAUAUGAAAUGCCCAAAGAAUCAUUCGAUUCAAGCACCAAUAAAUUAUAUUUAAAUGCAACACCUAUACCAAUGUCGGUCAAAUUUCCCACUCUUUUUGAAUCGUCUGAUUUCAACAAAAUUAAGACAAAAUCGUUCACUGUAUUCAUACUCAUAAGGAAGAAUGAUGACUCUGAUUUGCUUUUUAUAACCCCAUGGAAAAAAGAAACGAGAGUGAAUGGCCUCACAUUCAAUCUAAUCAAUCAUGGAAUACAAGAAGGCAUUCAUUUCUCUCAAGAAUUUAAAGAACUAGCAAUAUCAUCCGACGAAUAUGCUACAUUUUAUACCUUACAUCAUUCAAACACAACAAAUGGAUUGGAAAUAGCUCUUUAUUAUUGUAUUUUCUUGGGCAAUUGUGAUCUAAAAAAUACAUUUAGAUUGAUUUGUUAUGGCGAUAAACAUAAGCAGACGAUUAUCAUCAAAAAUUAUGAUGAAAUCUGUGAAAACGAUCCGGUAAAAUGGCCAAUAACAACUGGUUUUGUAGCCAAUAAUCAUUUCUAUUUAUUCGAAAAGAAUUAUGUACUAAUUUUCAGUGCAGAUGCUUAUUCCGAGGCCAAUAAAGCUGUACCAAUCGAGAAACGUAAAUUGUCUUCGUUUUUCAUCUGUUCUGAAACUAGUUUUUUAGCGAAAAAUGGUUUUAUUAUAAUGAUCAUUUUGUUCAUAUUGCUGCUCGCCCUAUGCUGCCUUGCCUUGCUGAUUCGUUAUAAAAAUUCAAUUUUCCCUAAUUUUUCGAAAAAAAAUCUUUCAACAUUUAAUUCGAAACAGCAAAAACAAACAACGGAUAUUGAAGAAACCAGUAGUAAUAAAUUACCGAAAACUACUACUACUACUAAUGAGAAUACUACUUCAUCAUUAUUGACCAAUAAAACAAGAUCAUCAGAAUUGAAAUCUCUGCCAGAAAUUCCUUCCAAGACUCACCAAACAGUAGUGAAAGUGAAAUUUUCGAACAAUUUUAAUGAAAUUAAAAACAUUAAAUUGAAUUUUAAAUAGUUCGAA
Dermatophagoides pteronyssinus (European house dust mite) is the source of this 1294-nucleotide messenger RNA. RefSeq lists its product as uncharacterized. The record is from RefSeq and is a predicted model, not a curated record. Lineage: Eukaryota; Metazoa; Arthropoda; Arachnida; Sarcoptiformes; Pyroglyphidae.